AUGACGACUGCAGCAUCAACCUCAGCCUUCCAUCGAGAAGAUGUCAAGUUCGCGUCCGGCAACGAACUCUGCGCUGCAUGGGUUUAUCAUCCCACUGCUCAGCCUCUGCGCUCGGCGGCCAGCUCUACAAGCUCGAAGUUGUAUCCAGCAAUGAUUCUCGCUCACGGCCUUGGUGGUAUCAGGGAGAUUGGUCUUGACCGCUUCGCAUCCAAGUUCACAGAGCUCGGGAUCGUCUGUGUCGUCUUUGAUUACCGUAACUUUGGCGCAAGUGAUGGUGAGCCCCGUCAGUUGCUGGAUAUCAACCUGCAGCUGCAGGAUUGGGACGCUGCUUUGGACUACACAUCAAAGCUCGAAGACGUCGAUAACUCGAGAAUUGGCUUAUUUGGAACCAGCUUUGGCGGUGGCCAUGUGAUCAGUGUAGCCGCGAAAGACAAAAGAGUCAAAGCAGUCAUCUCACAGUGUCCCUUUACCUCGGGCUUGCAUUCAUCGCAAACGGUUGGCUUCUUGCCCCUGCUCAAGCUAGCAGUGUUGGGUUUGCGCGACUUGCUCCUGUCAAAAGGCAACAACAUCAUUCCCGUACCUUUGGUUGGCAAUCCCGGUGAAGCUGCACUUAUGAAUGCGCCAGACGCACACGCAUUUCGCAAGAUCAUUCCACCACACCUUGAAGAGAAGCUUCCAGACUAUGUGGCUGCUCGCUUUGCUCUUUUCAUCGGCUUCUACAAUCCUGGUUGGCACACUUCCUCGGUUCAUUGCCCUAUCCUCUUCGCCAUCUGCGGAAAGGACUCGGUCGCCCCACCCGGCCCGACACUCAGCUACGCGGAAAAGGCACCUAAGGCGACCAUCAAGUACUACGAUCAGAUGGCUCACUUUGACAUUUAUGUCGGAGAAGAGUUUGAAAUCGCCACACGAGAUUACCUCGAGUUCUUGCGCCAAAACUUGUAA
Messenger RNA from Ustilago hordei, 942 nucleotides. RefSeq lists its product as uncharacterized. The record is from RefSeq and is a predicted model, not a curated record. Lineage: Eukaryota; Fungi; Basidiomycota; Ustilaginomycetes; Ustilaginales; Ustilaginaceae. The transcript is spliced from 2 exons. Bases 1 to 942 code for a protein of 313 amino acids.